Molecule: messenger RNA, 1897 nt
Organism: Folsomia candida
Lineage: Eukaryota; Metazoa; Arthropoda; Collembola; Entomobryomorpha; Isotomidae
Exons: 7
Coding region: 247-1503 (418 amino acids)
Source: RefSeq, a predicted model, not a curated record
CAUGAUCUGAUCUGAUCAUAUCAUAGGGUUCAUACUUCACUUCAUAUGCACAUUGCGUUAUUUAGAUGCACAGUUGACAGUCGGUCUAGUCUACUCAGGAUCAGCUGGCGGUAGUUGUUGUCAAAACACAAAAGGAAAAAUUGAUUUUAGAGUUGGACGCCAAUCUGUCUGACAUAUUAUUAAAUCUCGAUUCUUAACGAUAUUAUUUAAUUAAAAGCUGUUACUACUGCUAAUUUCAAGUUAAGGAUGGCUAUUCUACCGGAAGAUCCUCAGGAUUUGAUUGAGUUUUUCUCCAAGAUUUUGAUAAAAAACGAGAUUUUGGAUGAAAUAAAGAACAUCUCGAGGAAAUCCUCCCAGGAUGGGGACGGAUUAGGGCAUGGAGGAAAAGAGUUUGUAACGAUCGAGUUUAAAGAGGAGGGGAAAAUCCCAUUAGAAUUAUUUCUCAAAAAGCGGCCACCCACUUCGACCGACGCCAUACUUUUCGACAAGGAGGUCUUUUUCUACGCCGUUUUUCUCCCUGAUGCACUCGCGUUUGUUGAACAAAAGGAUGAAUUCAAGGAGAUACCGCUGGCUGAAAUGUUUGCAAAAUGUUAUCAUGCUGACACCGAUAUUAUCUUGUUGGCGAAUGUGCUUAAAAACGGAUUCGUAAUGACACCAGUUAAUCGUCCUCACACAUUCUACCAAGCAGAGCAGGUGUUUGAGAAACUUGGCAUGUUCCAUGCGGUGACAUAUGUCAUGAUCAAGGAUUUGGGAGUUGAUGAAUUUCGAAAGAAAUAUUCACCACUUGCUGAAGAAGCUGUAUUCUUGCCAGAAAAAGCAAAUGUUCAUAUUAAACAUUGGGAAACCACGCUGGAAAUGAGUUUAGCAGUAUUAAAUGAAACGAAAACCCCAGUGGAGGGAUUGGAGUAUGCAGUAAAUUUUUUAGAAAAAUAUAAAGGCAAAAUUUUCGGAGAAUUAUGCGAACAAGUCAAGUCCAGAAAUGAAGACAUGUUGACUACACUAAAUUUUGGAAAUGUUUGGAAUGGAAACAUAUUUGUUUUGAAAGAUGAAGAAAAGAAAUCUUAUCCAGGUGCAUUGCUUAUUGAUCCAAAGAUGACCCGUAUCGGAUCUCCUCUUCUGGACGUCUCAUGCUACAUGUUUUCAUGCGUGGCAGAACACGUUCGAUUAACAAAUUAUAAAUACUUGUUGGACGUAUUUUAUGAGUUUAUUCGAGAUAAAUCAGAAGAAUUAGGAGAGGAAUUCGAAACUUUUGCUGUGCAGUUUGACGACUUGAAGGUGCUAUAUAUAGGGAAAUCGUUGUAUGGAAUCUUCUGUGCCAUCAAUUUUCUCCUUGAAAAGUGUUACCGCAAGCCACAAGGGAUUGCGGAAGAUGAUUUUAAUAUGGAAAAAUUUGUCAAUUGGCUGCAGGAAAAUCCAGAACUCAACGAUACAAUGGCGAUUGAAAUUUCUUCCAAAAUCAAUCAAUAUGAGCGUUAUCUCCAAGAACUAACAGAACUAGAAUGAAGCAUACGCCAAAGAUAUUAAAACCAAAUCCCUAUUUCUCAUUCUAUGUAUAUAUUACUAGUAGAGUAGCAGUAGUACCGUAUUUAUAGAAUAGUAUUCAAAUUAAGGGUGCUUUGAUGUCAACAUAAUGUGAUUUAGUAACAAUUACGAGAUGGGAACAACCUCAACAAGUAAAUACUCGCUUGCCAAUGGGACCAAAGAUUUAUUUGCUCAAUAUUAUCUAUUAUGAAUUAAUAUGAGUAUGUAUGUAUUCGUAUUCCAUAUUUACUGGUUUUGUUCAACCACAAGUAUUAUUUUGUAUUAACCUUUGUUAAUUUUACAACCAUAGUUUGGUUAACUGUGAGCAAUUUUAGAACCGAAAUGUAAUAAAUAUUUAAGUGCUUAGCAUUCUUAU